This is a messenger RNA of Nasonia vitripennis (jewel wasp), 2123 nucleotides long. RefSeq names its product motile sperm domain containing 2 (gene Mospd2). Bases 99 to 1601 code for a protein of 500 amino acids. NCBI's taxonomy places the organism in Eukaryota, Metazoa, Arthropoda, Insecta, Hymenoptera, Pteromalidae. The record is from RefSeq and is marked validated. The transcript is spliced from 9 exons.
GUGUCCGGUGCAAGCUUACGCGGUCGAAGCGACAAAAUCAGUGAGCGAGGCUAAAGUGACCCGGAGCGCAGGACGUCGCCGAGGAAGAGACUGAAAUCAUGGACGCGGAUAAGGCGCAGAAAAUCGUGGAGCUGCGCGAAAAGUUCUUGAAGAAACUCGAGGACGAGGGACCGCCUGACUUGAGGGAAUUUCAUCCAGCUGACAUCAACAAAGUGAAAUCAGCAGAUGAUUGGUUACGGCGUUUUUUAGAACACAAUGAAUACAAUGUUCAAGAUUCCUUAAAAAUGUUGUGGGAAACUUGCGAAUGGAGGAGAAAUUUCGGCACUAACAACAUAACUGAAAGUAAUGUUAUAAAGGAAUACCUUGAAGAUGGAGUUUGUUUUGGUUAUGGAAAAGAUAAAGAUGGAAAGAAGCUUUUUGUUAUUAGAUCAAAAUUACAUUCAAAGGGUUCAAGAGAUUUUGCAGAACUCCAAAGGUGUAUUGUUUAUUGGUUUGAAAGACUUGAGAGGCAAGGAAAUGGAGACCAAAUCUCGUUAUUUUUUGAUAUGAUUGAUGCAGGUCUUUCUAAUUUAGAUAUGGAAUUAACAAAAUUUUUAAUAGGCCUAUUUAAAAACUACUACCCUAAUUUUCUGAAUUAUAUCAUAAUACUUGAAAUGCCAUGGGUAUUAAAUGCUGCCUUCAAUAUUAUAAAAUCGUGGCUGCCUGCCAAGGCGAUUCCGAAAAUUAAAUUUGUCAAGAAGUCUACUUUGAAAGAUUUAGUAGAUCCUAAUGUAGCAUUAAAAAUAUGGGGUGGUAAUAAUGACUAUACUUUUACAUUUGUUCCUGAAGCGCAAUCUGGUCUUGUUAAUGGAAAAUUAGAUAAUAGAAAGGUACAUUUUGCUGGAGGUUCACCUUUGACUGAACAAGCCGCAACUGGAUUUGGUGAUCAACCAAGAAAUGAAGAAGCCAUGUUAGCAGUGGAACCAGAUAUAUUAAUGUUUAAUAAGACAGGAAAUGAAGUUGUUGGAACAGUAUCAUUAAAAAAUAUUAUGACAGACAAAAAUCUGUCUUACAAAAUAAAAACUACAUCUCCAGAGAAAUUUAAAGUUCGACCAAAUACAGGAAUUCUUUUAGCAUCUCAAAAAAUUACAGUUACAAUUACGUUACAGCCUGGUUACAAUUCUCGAAAUCUUUUAGCAAACGAUAGAUUUCUAAUAAUGUGUCUUCCAAUUCAAGAUACAAAAAUAACCACACAAGAGUUGGUUGAUUUUUGGAAGGCAAAUGGCGCAACUGCAGAACAGCAUAGAUUAAUGUGUCGCGAUGGAAGUGAAGGAGCGGAUGGUUUAAGGUCAAGCAUGACUUAUUCUACUGGAGCUUCUGGAUCAGACAAUUUAAUUAAUUCAUUAUUUUCAAAGAUAACUCGUAUAGAGGAACGAUCAGUGAAGCUUCAAAAUGACAUGACAUUAAUAAAGCGAAUUUUGCAGCUCUCUAUACUCACCAUACUCUUUCUCCUCUCAUUGAUCGUUUACAUUCUAAAUAUCAAUAUCUUAAAUUCCACUGAAGAGAGAAAUUGCCAUAAUGUAGAAGAUUCGAUUGCAACAGCAGUUCAUGACGAAAUCUAGUCUUGAAAAGUAGUGUAAGCUUUUCAGCGUGCAUGAGGCACUUAUAAAAUUUCCAAGAGAGGCCAUUUACCUUUCAAAGUUUUUGUUAAUUAUUUUUCUUGUUGGGGCGAUUACCAAACUUUAUUUGUUAACUACGUUUUUAAUAGUGAAUGUGAGUAAAAUUAUCAGGAACAAGUUUGCAAUUUUUAACGAGGAAGUAAUUAUUUUUGAUCAAUGUUGUUAAAUAGGGAAUGAAACUUCUUUGACAAGAUACGCGUCAAACAACAAUUUUCUGAUAAAUUUACUUACAUUAUCUAAUUUUUAAAAUUGAAAUGAAUUUUUUUAUCAUGUCAUAGUUCGCGUCGAUUUAAAAAGCGUAAGUCUCAAAUAUUAUAUCAGCUUAUACCAAAAUAUUUACUUGUUGUUGAGACAUGUGCUUGGGUAACGCUUACAAUGUAUGCAUGAAGACUUUUUUUUACCAAAAACAAUGAAGGAUUAUAGCAAAAAAAUUGACGACAUUAAAACUAUUUUUAUAAACUUUUA